Molecule: messenger RNA, 4211 nt
Organism: Cryptotermes secundus
Lineage: Eukaryota; Metazoa; Arthropoda; Insecta; Blattodea; Kalotermitidae
Gene: SIDL
Product: trafficking protein particle complex subunit 10
Exons: 20
Coding region: 241-3822 (1193 amino acids)
Biological process (GO): intra-Golgi vesicle-mediated transport; early endosome to Golgi transport
Cellular component (GO): TRAPPII protein complex
Molecular function (GO): protein binding
Source: RefSeq, a predicted model, not a curated record
GCACGUCACGUUUGUGCAUGUUGGACAAUUGGACUAGUAUUUUAUUUAUGUAGCGACUUUUUUUCCAUACUAUGAACUAACACUAAUGAGUAAACGAGCAGAAGUGAUUACUGUUAAUUUUACAGUAACGAUUUUGAAAUAAGUAUGGUGCCUAUUUUGGAAUGACAUGAAGAAACGGGCGGAUGGUGAUGAAAGUGACGUGUGGAGGGAGAAUUGUCGAAAAGUAGGAAUUUGGGUUGGAUGGAGGAAAUGAAUGGCAAUGAUACUACAUCAGUUAAAGAAUUUUGUAUUAUGGACAACAAACCAAUAAUAACAUGUGCUGGUGAUACGGCUCUGUUUUCAAGUUUGGAGUCGUCCUUGGUUCAGGCGUUACCUAAGGAUCCUACUGAAUGGCGGAGGUCAUAUGGAAGGGCUGUCAAGUCUGUUCAUGUUGAAGGGUCUUUCAUUUCUUUUAGCAAGGAUGUUCUUCCAAAACAAGGAGAUUGGCAUUUAAUUCAACAACCUAUAUUUCAUAUUUUCUGGACUGAAUGUGUGGAUGUGGAUGUAUAUAAGACAACAGUUCGUGAAGAAAUUGAAGCCUGGCUGAAAACAUUAGGCCAGAAUAACAUUCAAGACUGGAUGAUUGUUCUUGUAGAAACAUAUGAUAUUAAAAAGACAAAUAAAUUAUUGCCUAGAACCACAGUUCUUGACAAAAUACGGAGCGAUUUUGCGUCAAAGCAUGGAGAUAGGUGUUUGUCUGUGAUCAACCCCAUUCGAUCAGAAUCAAGAUCUGCAGAAUCAUGGCGUGGGCUGCUGGCUAGAAUCCGACACCUACUCCUUGCUGCUUAUAAUCGUACUCUGUUAAAGUUCGAGGAAGUGAUAAGGGACCAAAGGGAACGUCGCAAUGAACCAGGCUGGAGCUUCUGUCAGUAUUUUCUUCUCCAGGAAGAACUGGCCUUUGUCCUGGAAAUGUUGGGCCUCUAUGAUGAAGCCUUGGUUCAGUAUGAUGAAUUGGAUGCUCUCUUUACACAGUUUGUCCUCAAUUCUAAUGUUGGCGACACUCCAGAGUGGCUUAGCAACUUCCAGUGCCCAUUUGACAGCUGGCUUGGUUUGGUGUUAGGUCAGACAGUUAAUCUGACACAAAGGUCAUUACUGAAGGAAUGUAAGGCAUCACUACUUGAGUUUCGCAGCUACCUGUUCUCCAGACAGUGCGCUAUGCUCCUGCUUACAUUCAAACCUUGGGAGAUAGCUCAGCGGUCCCUCCCAUUUCUUCACAACUGCAUCAAGGAAGUGGGAAUUCUUGAGAUUGCUGCCCCACCAGGGGCUAUUGCAUGCUGGGUGUUCCUCUGCUGCCUGGAGGUUUUACACACUUGCGAACGUUUCAAUGACAGUGGUCAAGUAGAGGCAUAUUCACUUUACACUGCAAGUCUCUGGGCAUAUGCUCGAGACAAGCUGCGUGACUUAGGCGAGCUCUGUGGACUCAUGCCAGGCAAUGAGCCAACCAGUGAGCAGUUGCACAUAGUUGUUGGUCUGUCAGCUGGUAUGGGCGAUUCUCAGGGGAAUAGCAAACAGCCUACACCCACAGACAAAUUGAAGGAAGCACUUUCAUCAAAAGAAGCUUUCAAGAAACAUUACCUGGAGCUAGCUGAACUGGCCAUGGGGACUUACAAACACAUAGGUCGGAUUAGAUCCGCACGUGCGAUUGGUCGAGAUUUAGCAGGAUUUUACGUGCAGCUCGGUGAGAUGCAGAAAGCUGCUGUGUUUCUCACUGACACAUUGAAAACUUUUGAAGAAGAAAACUGGAAACACCUUGCCAUACAGACACAGCUUGAAUUAGCCGAUUGUUAUAGAAAAAUGGACGACAAGAAGAGGUUUAUCAAAACCAGUGCGAUGAUUGCCAGUGCUCCCGAGUUAGACAUGUCUACAAGAAUUAUGUAUUUUGAUGAAAUGGUGAAUAUGUUGGAGGAAUUGCAGACAGAGUCACCUCUGAUGACAUCAUUGGCUGAUGCAUUUAAAUUAGUGAAGGUGGAAGUGAGGCAGGGCAGCAAUAAAGUCAUUAUACAAGACUCAACAGUAGAAGUGAUUGUUGUGAUUGAGAGCUAUUUUCCGAAGCAGAUCCACUGUGUCCGAGCUGCCAUCUCUUUAGAAGGGACUAAGGAUGGAAAGAAGCAAAGUGAUUUACCUAAUUCUCGUUCACAAGAACCACCUGCGGAGAGAAGACAGAGUGGUGGUGGGAAAAGGCAGUCAGUCCAGUCACAACAAAAUAUCACAGGAGAUACUCAACACCUCAAUAAGUGCAACAGUGAGGAGGUGAAACCUGCCAACCCAGCACUUGCGAGGCUGCACAUGGUGGAGCACCUGGACUACAAGCAAGAUAAGAGCCUCAGCUCUGCUAGCAUAGUCUCAAAAAACCCGAAGCAAUUCCUGCGGCGGACAGAUAGUCAUGGGAAAUACAAAAAAAUAUCAAACACGCCAAAAGGAGAUUUUUCAUCAGCACUGCUAUCGGAGAAUAUUAUACUUAAACCUGGAAGGAAUGAAUUCAUGGUGAAAGCAAAGGCACAGGAGAAAGGUUUGUACAGGCUCUGUCAGCUGUCCCUUCUGGUGUCAAGCAAUCUGGAGUUUCUGUCGAGUGCCAUCAGCCCACGUGUGAAUUUUGAAGUGAUGAAAGAGCCAUCUACUCUGACGCUCAACAAGGGAGAAAAAGACCUGCUGGCAGGUCUCGAGCAGGAGAUGGUCUUAACAGUUUGUGCAGGCAGCUAUGCUAUUGCAAAGGAUACAAGUUUAAGGCUUCGCACAUCAAGAGGUCUGCAGAUGCAAGUGAAAUCGAGUGAAGAAUCUCUUGUUAGGGAUUUGGAAGUGCCUUUGCCCCAGUCGGAACCUUUUCAGACUCUGUCAAUUCUUCUGCGUGUACUAGCGGAGCUUCCACCUCAGAAAGAUGGUAGCAUCACAGAACACAAAGUAACUUUGCAGUGUCCCUGGACACCUGAAGAAAAGAACAUCAUACUCCACUUCCAGCCACCAUUAAUGUCUUCAUUUCGCCUUCAUACUGCACACACACGCAAGUUUGUGCAGAUUGUUGUUGUUGGACUUAACGUUCAAAUGCUGGAGCUUAGUGAACCAACACUCACUGUCACAGGAAACGAAGAUAUCAAACUGGGAUCCCUUAACCCAACCAAUGGGCAGAAACUGAUUGUUGGCAAUGGCAUGGAUGUAUCCUUCAUGUGGCAGCUGGAUGUAGGCAAUAUGGAGGACAUAUGUCCCAUCAAGACUGAAUUCACAGUCCAUUACAGUCCAAUCAUCAACCUCACAAAACUCAUCAGCGAGAGCCAGACUCGAAUAUACCGCUGCAACUUUGAAAUCAAUGACUAUAAGACAUUGUUUGUGGUGAAAUCUCGUGUUGAACCAGCGAAAGGCAACGAAUUUUGUCGAGCUGGAACAAUGUGCCACCUUCAACUUCAUGUACAACGAGUCGGUGCCAGCUCUCACAGUUCGCUGAUGUAUGAGGUGCUGGCAGAUCAAACCAUGUGGGCUGUGUGCGGCAGAACGGCCGGUGUUAUUUCACUAGACAGUGUAGACAAGCAGAAUGUUACGUUGGAUGUAAUGCCUCUGAUUGGUGGGUUUCUUCCAUUACCAUUGGUAAGGCUCUCUAAAUAUAUACCUGCAGAUCAGAAGACUUACUCAAGAGAUCCAAACCGCAAACCUGAAUUGGGUUCCCACACUACGUCGCACCCCCGUCUGGAACCGUUUAGCCCAGGUCAGGUGUACAACAGCAGCAAGGCCCAGCAAGUGCAUGUUCUGCCCUCUGUAACAGUGUCUUCAGCUGCUGACACCUCAAUACCAUGACAGCGAAUUGCCAGGAACCACUGAGCAAAGGGACCAAUAGCACAAAAGUUGCUCAACAUUUCCAGUUAAUGUGGCUUUUGUUAACUCUAUCAUUAUACGAACAUUCUCUGAAGCACAAGUGUAAUGUUGGUACAAGGACCUGUACAUUGGGUACUCCACAGUUUUAAAAUGUUGUGAUUGCCACCAAAGUGGUGAAUUGUUGUGAUCUGAAUACUGGUAUAUAUAGAAGCCAGUGCUAAGUGAAUAAUAACAUUAGUUUGAUACAAGUUACUGGAGUAUCGAAAGGUUAGACUGAUACAAUAAUGUUGUUACUAUCUUUUCCACCUACAAUUUCAGAUAGUUUAUUGUUCACCCACUAUGAAUAUAUAAUGUAGAUAUGAAAUAUUGAA